CGUCAUCAGUGUGCGACAGCACCGUCGACAUCUGCUAAUGGAGGAGCGGGCGACGUCAGCAACUUUGAAACAGGCUUUAAAAACCCAUUUCGGGUUCAAUAGCUUUAGGUCUCAGGUGCAGGAAAAUGCUAUCAAAGCGGUUGUUCGAGGUGACAGGGACGUGUUUGUGUGCAUGCCCACAGGGGCAGGAAAGUCUCUGUGCUAUCAGCUGCCUGCUCUCCUGGCUGAAGGCAUCACUUUGGUCAUCUCCCCGCUAAUUGCUCUCAUUCAGGACCAAGUGUCCCACCUGAGGGAUCAGAACAUCCCCGCCCACUCCAUUAACUCCAAGCUUGCAGUGGGUGAGCGGCGGGUGAUUCUCGCCGAUUUACAGAGCCAGAGCCCGAAGCUGAAGCUGCUCUACAUCACGCCGGAGAUGGUGGCGUCUGCGUCGUUCCAGCCUCACCUGACUGACUUGUGCUCGCGAGGCCUCCUGUCCUACCUGGCUGUGGACGAGGCCCACUGCGUCUCCCAGUGGGGUCAUGAUUUCAGGCCUGACUACCUCAAACUGGGGGACCUGCGCUCUCGCAUGCCCGGGGUCGCCUGCAUAGCGCUUACAGCGACAGCCCCCAGCAACGUUCAAGAAGACAUCAUCCAGUCCCUAAAGUUGCGUCUUCCCCUGUCCUUCACAACGCCCGUUUUCCGCUCCAAUUUGCACUAUGACGUCAUCUUCAGCGAGAUUCUUCCGAACCCUUUCGUUCACCUCCAGGCCUUCAUCCAGAAGGCACUGGCUCUUGGCAGCGGCUCCAGCGGAAAGAGCUGUGGGAUCGUGUACUGUCGGACCAGAGAGGGCUGUGAGACCGUGGCCCACCAGCUUACAAAGCUUGGUGUCCUAGCAAAGCCUUAUCAUGCUGGUCUCAAGGCCCAAGAUCGCACAGAAGCCCAGAAUGACUGGAUGCAGGGAAAAGUCUUGGUGAUUGUGGCCACCAUCAGCUUUGGUAUGGGUGUAGACAAGGCCAGUGUAAGGUUUGUUGCUCAUUGGAACCUAGCAAAGUCCAUGGCCAGCUACUACCAGGAGUCCGGGCGAGCAGGGAGAGACGGACUCCCGUCCCUGUGUCGCAUUUACUACUCCCGGAAGGAUAUGCAGCAAAUUAAAUUCCUCGUCCAUAAGGAGAUUUCGCGUAAACAGGAAAAGCGCAACUCGGCAAAAGAAUGUGACAAAGCAGCCAUUAAAGACCUUGAAGCCAUGGUGUCCUUUUGCGAGCAGGAAAGUUGCCGCCACGCCUCCAUUUCCAAGUUUUUCGGGGACAAGCCACCCAACUGUUCAGGCGCUUGCGACUGCUGUUCCAACCCCAAAGUUGUGCGGGCCCAGCUGGAAAAGGUGUCCAGCCUCAACACUGGAAUCAGAGCUCACAGCAAAGAGUCGCACGGCCCCUUUGGUUUCAACCAGGACUUUUAUGGAGGAGGAAAAAAGGGAUAUGGCUUUGAGAGGUAUGACGAAGGGGAAGACCAUGUUGAAGACGAUGCCAAGAGGAAAGAGGAGUUCUCCGACCUCUUCAAGAAGCAGAUGAUGCUCAGGAAGGGACUUGCCACCCAGACGGACAACUUCAUUCCUCCAAACGCCGACUGCCCACUGAGGGAGGCGAGCUGUCAGAGGAUCCCCAGGCUCACCGUGAAGACCAGAGAGCACUGCUUAUCCCUUCUGCAGGAGGUAUUAUAUGGCCACCAGAGGGAAGACAACGCGUUCAGUUGUCUUCUCACCUCAGCUGUGGAUAUCGAACAUGAGGUGUUCAAGAGCAGCAAGUCUUCCAACUUGUACAAAGCGGCCAUAUUAAAAAAGGUGUCCGAGAUGAAGAAAGCGCCUGCUGUGACGGAGCAGGCGAAGAGCUGCAGUGGAGGCGAAGCCAUGCGGAAACUUGAAGAGGAGGCGUCCUCCUCUUCGUCCUUAUCCGAGGAGCUGCAUGGGUUUAAAUCUGCAUCCGAGGUCUACUCUAUGAAGCGUAAGAGAAUGGGAGCAGGCCACAGGGGCUCGUCCCACUCCCACCUGGCUGCCAAGGAUCUGCCGAAUCCCUCCAUGGAGGACAGUACGUCUGAUAAGGGAGCGCCGUGUAGCACUACAGGUGGCGUUAAAGAGGAGCUAAAAGGAAAAUCGAAAGAUAACCCUGUGCCAAUGACCUCAUCGGUGCAAGCUGCAGCCGCCACCUCCCUGUCCUCCUCGAGUAGCCCCGUUAAGGGAGGCCGAGUUCUGAGCAAGAAACAGCAGAAGCUGGCAGAAGCUGCAAAAGGUUCUCGCAGCAUCUCGCAAUAUUUUAGGACACAGACAACGACGGAGGCGCUUUCCUCCCCUACGGAUGCUAUGAGUCCAGAGGAAAACAUGGACCAAGGGCAGCAGUCGCCUAGCAUCUUAGAGGCUGUAGGUGGCGCUGUGGAGCCAGUCGUUCAAGAAGAAGUCAUUGUGAUAAAUAGUGAAGACGAAGAAGAGAUGCUUCGAGACACUGACCUGAACAAUCUGCUGUCCACCACAGAAGUGGACACAACUCAGGAAGGCCGCAGUGUAUCCGUAACACAAGAGACGUGCGCGUUGGAAGCCCAACAAGAGCAGCCUCCCCCGGCCAAAAGAGGUCGCUCGGUGGAGAGCAAAGGGAGCAGCCGUAGAGUGACCUUUGACUUCACCAUGCAGCAGAGGGUCCUGCAGACGGGUCCAAUAACGACUGUGACGCUGAAGGAGGCCGCUGACGUGGUGGUCCGCUACCUGGACCCGUUUUACACUCAGGGGAAGUUCGCUAACAAGGACCUGUUCAAGUCUUUCGCCCGCUAUCUGUCCCACCUGCUGGCAGAGGGGAGGAGCCUGGCCAAGGGUCAAGUCAAAGCAGAGGCGAAGGCGCUGAUUAAGCAGUUCUUCUGCAACGUCAAACGCUGCGAGAGCGAGGCGGACUGGAAGCACCUGAAAAGACCCGUUUACUGUGAAAGCACCACCAGUCGGCGAUGACCUGGAGAGGACAUGAAGAUUUAAGGGCUUCUUCUUUGUCAGUGCCUAAGCUUGUCUUGUUGCUGUAAGCUCAGGUGUCGCACACACACACACACACACACCUAGACACUUUCACACAAUAGCAGCGUGCUCACACCAAGUCAUUUGUACCAUGAUGGUACAUCCCCCUAGCCCCUCCCCGAGCACCUGUGUAAAGCUGGCCCUUCUUGUCAUUGCAAUAUUAAAAUACUACUUCUGUUCUUUUGUGCAA
Messenger RNA from Nerophis ophidion (straightnose pipefish), 3215 nucleotides. It is a transcript of the gene recql5, whose product is annotated as RecQ helicase-like 5. Gene Ontology annotation, cellular component: cytoplasm; chromosome. Gene Ontology annotation, biological process: double-strand break repair via homologous recombination. The transcript is spliced from 19 exons. Gene Ontology annotation, molecular function: ATP binding; four-way junction helicase activity; nucleic acid binding. The coding region runs from base 38 to 2965 and encodes 975 amino acids. The record is from RefSeq and is a predicted model, not a curated record. Lineage: Eukaryota; Metazoa; Chordata; Actinopteri; Syngnathiformes; Syngnathidae.